Messenger RNA from Sorex fumeus (smoky shrew), 1082 nucleotides. It is a transcript of the gene PSMD8, whose product is annotated as proteasome 26S subunit, non-ATPase 8. Gene Ontology annotation, cellular component: proteasome regulatory particle; cytosol; proteasome regulatory particle, lid subcomplex. The coding region runs from base 72 to 1001 and encodes 309 amino acids. The transcript is spliced from 7 exons. The record is from RefSeq and is a predicted model, not a curated record. Gene Ontology annotation, biological process: proteasome-mediated ubiquitin-dependent protein catabolic process. NCBI's taxonomy places the organism in Eukaryota, Metazoa, Chordata, Mammalia, Eulipotyphla, Soricidae.
ACUUCCGCCGCGGCCGCGUCCGGCGGCGUUGCUGCCGUAAGUGGGGCCGGCGGUUUGCCGCAUCACGGAAGAUGGCGGCGGCGGCGGUGAACGGGGCCACGGGCCUCUCGGGGUCCGGGCCCGCGGCGGCGGCCUCGGGCGCCGUUUUGCAGGCAGCGGCCGGCAUGUACGAGCAGCUCAAGGGCGAGUGGAACCGUAAAAGCCCCAAUCUUAGCAAAUGCGGCGAAGAGCUGGGCCGUCUCAAGGUACCGGGCGCUGCGAGGGAGCCCGUGCGGCCGCGGCGGGCUGGGGGUCCCCGAGGGGCGAGGCUGGUUCUCCUGGAACUCAAUUUCCUGCCAACCACUGGGACCAAACUGACCAGACAGCAGCUCAUUCUGGCUCGUGACAUCCUGGAGAUCGGAGCCCAGUGGAGCAUCCUCCGCAAAGAUAUCCCGUCCUUCGAGCGCUACAUGGCUCAGCUCAAGUGCUACUACUUUGACUACAAGGAUCAGCUUCCUGAGUCGGCCUACAUGCACCAGCUCUUGGGCCUCAACCUCCUCUUCCUGCUGUCCCAGAACCGGGUGGCUGAAUUCCACACGGAGCUGGAGCGGCUGCCUGCCAAGGACAUCCAGACCAAUGUGUACAUCAAGCAUCCCGUGUCCCUUGAGCAGUACCUGAUGGAGGGGAGCUACAACAAGGUGUUCCUGGCCAAAGGCAACAUCCCAGCUGAGAGCUAUACCUUCUUCAUCGACAUCCUGCUUGACACCAUCAGGGAUGAGAUUGCGGGGUGCAUCGAGAAAGCCUACGAGAAAAUCCUCUUCACUGAAGCCACCCGCAUCCUCUUCUUCAGUACCCCUAAAAAGAUGACAGACUACGCCAAGAAGCGCGGGUGGGUCCUGGGCCUCAACAACUACUACAGUUUUGCCAGCCAGCAGCAGAAGCCGGAAGACACGACCAUCCCCUCCACAGAACUGGCCAAGCAGGUGAUCGAGUACGCGCGGCAGCUGGAGAUGAUCGUCUGAGCCUGCUGGCCCGGGGGCCGGGCCUAGGCCAGCGCUGAAGUUCCAGGCAAAGCUUCUUCCAAUAAAUGGAUUGACAUCCUU